Molecule: messenger RNA, 1995 nt
Organism: Aspergillus japonicus CBS 114.51
Lineage: Eukaryota; Fungi; Ascomycota; Eurotiomycetes; Eurotiales; Aspergillaceae
Product: phenylacrylic acid decarboxylase
Exons: 6
Coding region: 1-1995 (664 amino acids)
Biological process (GO): regulation of DNA-templated transcription; DNA-templated transcription
Molecular function (GO): carboxy-lyase activity; DNA binding; zinc ion binding
Source: RefSeq, a predicted model, not a curated record
AUGUCAGCACCUAUCGAUCGCCAAGAGAUUGACCGCGUUCUGCAGUUGAAGCGCACUCAGCGCGAGGCUCGAGCAUGCUACCCGUGUCGCCAACGCAAGGUUAAAUGUGACAACUCCCAGCCAUGCCGAACCUGUCGCCGACGCGGCCAUCCCGAGAUUUGUGUAUAUGAUCCGAGCCCACCAAAACAUGGCGGUGCUCGGAGGGCAAGUCGACGAACUUCAGCUACUGCCUCUCGCGACCCCAACCCACUCCCCGCAUCACAGGAUGCAUCGAAUCUGGGGUACCCGUUGCAGCCACUGGCACAGCCACCGGCUCCCAGCCAGACAGUUCUGCCCCCCUUCUCACACCUGCAACAGAUUGACUCAUCUCGGAACUUUCCGCCUGAUGGCCCUGAAAGUGAAUUUGUGUACUCUGGUGAUAAUUCGGUGGUCUCCAUCCUGCGUAAUCGUACACAUGACGCAAACGGCUCGAUGGCUCGUGAAGUGGGCUCUGUCCUCGGCCUCCAAAAUACCUACCAUAGUUAUCCGUUCAUGGAGUUCAGAACCCCCAGUGAUCGAUGGAAUGAACUGCUUCGUAUCCUCCCCCAGCGCGCCGAGGUCCUGAAGUUCUUUCACUUCUAUCGCAUAUCGGCGUAUCCAUUCAACCCUAUCCUUGUAGAUAUUGAGCGGUUCGAGUUGGAUCUCUGUUCAUAUCUGAAUUCGCUGGCCAGUGGAGAACUACAAGAUCCCUCUCGCAUUUCUGACCGCUGGGCUAGCGAGAAGUCGGUUGCCCAUAUCAGCUUGCUCCUUGCUACUCUAGCCGCUGGAGCACACUACUCAGACCUAGAGCAUAUACAGCGCUCGGAACUGUGUCUCGAUUUUGCAAGGCGCUCCUUCCAAGCUCUACGCUUAGCGAAUUUUCUCUUCCGACCCACGUUCGACAUUAUCCAGUCUCUGCUCAUCCUCGGAAAUACACUGCAAAAUACUGGUCAGUCAGAUUCAGCUUGGGCGUUACUUGGUAGCACAGUGCGUCUGGCUCAGACCAUUGGACUUCACACCGAAAAGAGCGUCGCCCAUCUGCCAGACCACGUCAAGUCCAAAGCGAGAAGAUUAUGGUUCACAGUUGUGUGGCAGGACAGCCUCUUAUGCCUUUGCUACGAUCGGCCUCCAAUAGUCACUGUCACCGGCUGGUCCCUCGACGACUCUGCUUUCUCGGGACGGGAAUUGAACUACAUGGACAUGAUGCAUUUUCUUUGUCGGAUCGCCUUGGACAUACUUACAGCUAGUGAGAUGGAGAUGCAACAGCCUUCUCGGUUACUGGACAUAUUAGCCACGGUGGACAGCGUUUGCCAACGAGCGCAACCUCACCUAAAGAGCCUGCAAGAUUGCAGAACUCUGCAACACAACCUGGAGCACUUGGCGUUGAAGAUGCACAUUGCUUUCGCAGUUUCAGUAGUCACUCGACCGGCACUAAAGCGAUCUGGAGUCCGGGAUUCGGCCCAGGACAUGCUGCGGAUGCGCGCCAAGUGCAGUCUGAUCGACGCGUCCAACACUUUCCUCGAGUUUCAGGCUCUCAGCGUGGUGCCCCUGCGGACGUGGUCCAUGGUGCACACAGUAAUCAGCUCGACUCUACUGCUCUGCAUUUGGGAGGAGACGCGCAACGAUGCUGAGUGUCGUGACUUGCAGCAGAAGGUGAUUGAGGUCUUUUCUGCCGCCGGUUCUGUGGGCUCGGUGGAGAGAUCGGGCUCGGAGAACGGGCAAUGGCUGUCGGAGAGACACAUUCGGGCGCUGAUUACCUUGCGAAACGCGGUGCGAACGGAACUGGAGCGGGAGAAGGAAGAGGGCGACGUCGGGCCACCGAAUAAUCCGGAGCAGGCCGAGACCUUUAUGCCUGCAUUCGGGAUCCCCAACGGCUUUCCAGAUGUCUUGGGGCAGGACUUUUCGCCCAUGUCCUAUCUCGAUUCGAUUAUGAAUGUCCCUAUGUUCGACCUCUCCCAAGAGAUUGAUUUCUCUUGA